AGUCAUGUCUCCAAGCCUCGCUUUAGUAUAGUUUCCCACUCGGAACAGCUUCUAGCAGUGUAAAAGGUGCAUAAAAUUCGCAAUAUAAAGAGCGCUAAACUCUCACAUUUUGUGUUUUUUUGGAACUAAUUUCCGUAGAAUCAAAGCCUGCAUUUUUUCUCGUCAAAAAAAGCCAACAGAACCGUUCCUCUGCCUACUUGAAAGUUUAAUUGUUCUGCAGAACCAUUGAAUAAUUAAAUAAGCGUAGUACAUUUGCACACAUUUACAGCACCCAUACUCUCGAGAAUAACAACGAAACAAACAUUAUUAAGCUGAUACCGAUUUCUCGUAUUUACAUGCAUCGAGACUGUGAAAAGCGGUUUUGAAUACAACAUUUAAGUACCGCUUUUGCCUUGUAAAACCGUGUCGUGAUGUCUUGCAGCAAUGGGCCUGGCUAUGCGUCCCCUUUGGAGGCCAUGGAAAAGGGACCAAUCGAAAAGCUGCUCUACGUCUGCUGUGUCCAGCCGGACCAAUCGAAUGGCAAAAGCGACCUUUUGGCUACAGUGGACGUCGAUCCAGAUUCCCCCACUUAUUGCCAAAUCAUCCACAGGUUGAGAACAGGAAGACCUGAUGAUGAACUGCAUCACAGUGGGUGGAACGUUUGCUCCAGCUGCCAUGGGGCUAAAGCGUGUGCUAAAAGGGACAAGCUGGUUUUGCCUGCCUUAUUGUCCAACCGCGUUUUCAUCGUAGAUACUGGAAAAAAUCCGAAAACGCCAUUCAUGUUCAAGGUGAUUGAAGCUUCCGAAGUGAACAAAGUCAACUGUACGGCUCUGCAUACUGCUCAUUGUUUGGCCGACGGGAAUAUUAUGAUAUCAGCAAUGGGAGACCUGGAAGGAAACCCGAAAAGCGAAUUCGUGCUGGUCGAUUCUAAAACUUUUACGGUUCAAGGUACAUGGGUUAAGGGCAAAGCAGCCCGAUUCAACUACGACUUUUGGUAUCAGCCCUACCACGAUGUGAUGAUCAGUACUGAAUGGGGCGCGCCCCGGAUCUGGAAACGGGGCUUUCACCCUGAUGAUGGCAACUCCCCGGACGCUUAUGGCAGAAACCUCAACUUCUACUCAUGGAGCAAAAGGGAGCUGAUCCAGACGAUUGAUUUGGGGGAGGACGGAGUCGCUCCAUUGGAGGUGCGGUUCCUCCAUGACCCGACGGAGAGCCAAGGAUUUGUUGGGACUGCAGUCGGUUCUUCGGUCUUCAGAUUCUACAAGCGAGAUGAUGGCAAAUGGGCGGCUGAAAGGGUCAUCAAAGUGCAGCCAAAGAAAGUGUCCGGAUGGUUUGCAGGCCCGAGAAUUGGCGGUUUGAUCAGCGAUAUCCUCAUCUCAUUGGACGAUCGCUUUCUCUAUUUCUCCAACUGGCUCCAUGGGGAUGUGCGCCAGUAUGAUAUAACUGAUCGCGCAAACCCGAAACUUACCGGCCAAGUUUUCCUUGGCGGUGCUGUUGUCAAAGGCUCAGCAGUAACAGUACUGGAAGAUCCAGAACUGGACGCCCAACCAGAGCCGGUGUUUAUUAAAGGGAAGCGCUUCUUUGGCGGGCCGCAAAUGCUUCAGCUCUCCUUGGAUGGGAAAAGAUUGUAUGUGAGCACUAGCCUCUUUUCCCCAUGGGACCGCCAGUUCUAUCCAGAAACCAUCAAAGAAGGUGGACGAAUUAUCAAGCUGGACAUCAACACUGCAGACGGAGGAAUGUCUUUGGACCGGAGUUUUUUGAUCGAUUUUUCCGAAGGAAUUGAUGGGCCGAUUCUCCCGCAUGAAAUGAGGUACCCUGGAGGAGAUUGCACGUCUGAUAUCUGGCUGGCACAGCAAUAAAUUAAAUUUUUGCUAUGUAAUUAUAUUCCAAUACAUUUAAUUUUUUAUUCCG
This is a messenger RNA of Dendroctonus ponderosae (mountain pine beetle), 1890 nucleotides long. RefSeq names its product methanethiol oxidase. Gene Ontology annotation, molecular function: selenium binding. NCBI's taxonomy places the organism in Eukaryota, Metazoa, Arthropoda, Insecta, Coleoptera, Curculionidae. The record is from RefSeq and is a predicted model, not a curated record. Bases 411 to 1838 code for a protein of 475 amino acids. The transcript has 11 exons.